AUGAGAGAAAUAAUCCACAUUCAGGCUGGCACAUUCGCCAACUACGUUGGAACUCACUUUUGGAACACCCAGGAAAGUUACUUCACAUAUUAUGAAGAUGAAGAUCCUAUAGUGAGGCAUGAUAUCUCUUUUAGAGAAGGGCUCAUCCAUAACGAGCCGACUUUGUGUCCCAGACUACUUCUCUUCGAUCGCAAAGUCAACUUUGGAUCUCUCGCAAAAACUAACAGGCUCGCUGACGAGAAUGGUGAGGAUGAAGAAGGAUCUAUCCUAUGGGAUGGAAACACAGUUGAAUAUAAGCAAGAACCUGUGUCAAAAAGCGAAUAUCACACCCAUCUGGAAGAAAUGUCUGAGGACACGACAGAGGAUGCUGUAGGAGAGACCACAGAUGCGUCCAUCAGAUACUGGUCUGAUUUCAACCGGGUGUUCUUCAGUCCAAGGACUGUACAGAUGUUACCCGAUGUCGCAGAUUGGGAAACCACCACAGGUGACUGGAGUGUUGGACAAGAAACCUUCCGUCGCUUUGAUGAAGAAAAUGGACUCAUGGAAGAGUCACUGAGACUCUUCAUCGAGGAAUGCGACAAUUUUCAGGGAUUGCAAGUAAUACAAGAUACAUCGACAUUCGGCUCCUUCAUCGGCUCCAUGCUUUCCUCAUUCCGAGACGAAUAUCCCAAAAACCAGGCUUUGACCUUCGCCUUGCUUUCUAGUACACAUACGGGUCAUAUCGACGUCAACAGCAAUCCUAGCGUAAUUAACGAAGCUGUCAAUGAUGCACUUUGUUUACGUGCCUUGAACGAACUUUCAGACGCUACCAUUCCCAUUUAUCAUCCAAGUCAUUGGCCUCAAGGCGCAUGGGCGGAUAACCUCAAAUUCGAUCGCGAGAAACCAUACCACACUUCUGCCAUACUUUCAGCUCACAUAGAGUCUGCUACUCUGCCCUUGAGAUUGAAAGGAAGUUCGCAUGAUAUAUCAGCUUUGAGCAACCGUAUAAAUGGGUCUAGUGUUCGCUUUGGGCAGUUAAGCGGCACACUUCCCGUAUCAUCUGCCCAAACCUUUAAGAACAGACUCAAUUUCUCGACACUAUCAUCGCAUAAACAAACUGAGUUUUCAAGAGAGGACGUGAUCCGAGGAUUUUCUACUGAAAACACAAAAGUCUAUGACGACUGGUGCAACCUAUCGCCACUGCGUGCGCCGUUUUAUGCUUGUACCACUACACCUUCGUAUCCCCUUCCGACAUCCUUCCCCCCUAUUUUCGAAUCACAGUACCCACGACCUCUCUCAAAACCUGUAUUCUCAUCCCUAGGCGCCGGUACCGCGAGCUCGGGCAUGCUGUCAGACUAUGCUAAACUCAUCGGACGUUUAUCAACGAAGAAGAAAGGAAUCGUGAUCGGAUUAGAGGAUGAUGAAUUGAGGGAAUUGGCCAAUGAGCUUUGGGUCCUCUGUGAUGGCUAUCUCGGAGAUGGACCCGAUGAAAAGGAGGAAGACGCGCCCGGAGAAGACGAGACGUAA
Molecule: messenger RNA, 1506 nt
Organism: Serpula lacrymans var. lacrymans S7.9
Lineage: Eukaryota; Fungi; Basidiomycota; Agaricomycetes; Boletales; Serpulaceae
Exons: 11
Coding region: 1-1506 (501 amino acids)
Biological process (GO): mitochondrion distribution
Cellular component (GO): cytoplasm
Source: RefSeq, a predicted model, not a curated record